AUGGCGACGACAACACAACACCCAGUGCCGCCGGAGGAGGGAAAGCUCCUCAGCGAGGCCUUGAGCACUGUCAAGGUUCAAGUUCAGCAGAUGAAGCGCCAUCUCGAACUGGACCAGCUUAUGGACGCGCUGAAGAGUGCGAGUCUUAUGUUGGCAGAGCUCCGGACGUCGUCGUUAUCACCUAAACAGUAUUAUGAACUCUAUAUGGCCAUCUUCGACGCUCUAAGAUACCUCUCCAAUUAUCUAUAUGACGCGCACACCUCUGGACGACAUAGCCUACCGGAACUCUACGAAUUGGUGCAAUAUGCCGGUAACAUUGUCCCGCGGUUGUACUUGAUGAUCACAAUUGGGUCGGUGUACAUGUCAGUUCCGGAUGCGCAGGUCAAGGAGGUUAUGAAGGAUAUGUUGGAGAUGUCCAGGGGUGUGUUGAACCCUGUGAGAGGGUUGUUCUUGAGGCACUAUCUCAGUGGCCAGACCAGAGAUCAUUUACCCGUUGGGAACGUACCUGGACCUGCGGGAUGUCUACAGGACUCGAUCGAGUUCUUGCUCAGCAACUUUAUCGAGAUGAACAAGCUUUGGGUCCGGUUGCAGCACCAGGGUCACUCCAGAGAUCGCGAGAAGCGCGAGAUGGAACGCCGCGAGUUGAGGAUUUUGGUUGGAACGAAUUUGGUGCGGUUAAGUCAGUUGGAUGGGGUGGAUUUGGAUUUGUAUCAGAAGACUAUCCUCCCAAGUAUCCUGGAGCAGGUGGUGAACUGCAAGGAUGUGAUUGCUCAGGAGUAUCUUAUGGAGGUCGUCAUUCAGGUCUUCUCCGACGAGUUCCACCUGCACACUCUCGGCCCAUUCCUCUCGGCGACCGCCCAACUCCACCCCAAAGUCAACAUCAAACAAAUCGUCAUCGCCUUGAUCGACCGGCUCGCCCUUUACGCGUCGCGCGAAGCCGAGAACGAGGACCCUGAGGAGACCAAGAGGCAGGAAGAGGCUGCGGCGAAGAGGUUAGCUGAGAAAGUCAAGUUGCAGAAAGCCAAGGCGAGGGAACAGAGGUGGGCUACGUCACCCCCUACUUCGCCGACGACAGCACCAGAGGCGAAUGCGUGGGCUUCGGAGGUGGCGUCGCCUACGAGUCCCCGGACCACCGAGAGCUUCGAGGAGGCAGGAGAAAGCGAGAAGGAGAAGGUCAAUGAGGAGCCAGCCACGCCAUCGACUGAGCCGAAGGGCAAGGAGAAGGAAGGUUCCCCCACGAGAAAGUUCAGAGGUAUUCCGGAGAAUGUGCCUCUGUUCGAGGUCUUCUGGAAGCAGGUUGUCGACCUCAUCAAGGCCCGCCCCGAUCUUUCCAUUCAAGACAUUACAGCUCUACUUGUUUCCUUGACCAACCUAUCCGUCAGCUGCUACCCCGACCGUCUAGAAUACGUGGAUCAAAUUCUCGGAUUUGCUGCGGACAAGAUCAAGGAGUUCAAGGAUAGUCCCGACCUCCACGCCCAGCAAACAACGGCGAAUCUCGCAGCGCUACUGGUAUCACCCAUUAACUCUUACCAGUCCGUCCUCACUCUCCUUGCCAUCCCCAACUACGGCCCGCUCCUCUCCCGACAAUUGUUCUCCACCCGCCGUUCCAUCGCACACUCCCUCGUUUCGUCCGUCCUCAAGAACGAGACUAUUGUUGAAACACCCGAAGAUGUUGAUGGCGUUCUCGACCUUUGCCAUGUCCUCAUCAAAGACCAAUCCGAUGUUAACACCAACCUGCCGCCACCUAACGGUCAACCUGGUAGUCGCGAAAUCCGACGACAAGGACCAUUCUUCUUGGAGAGGGAGGAGAUGGCUGAGGAACAGGGAUGGGUUGCUAGGAUGGUUCAUUUGUUCAGGGCCGAGAGUCUGGAUGUUCAGUUUGAGUUGUUGCAGACUGCGAGGAGACACUUCGAUAUGGGUGGGGAGAGGAUGAAGUUUACGUUCCCUGCGUUGAUCACUGCCUCUAUCAAGUUGUGCAGGAGGUACAAGCUUCGGGAGAGUGUGGAAACGGAUUGGCAGGGCAAAGUGUCGACUAUCCUCAAGUUUGUACGGCAACUCACCUCCAUUCUUGCCACCCAAGUCGAAGCACCAAGCAUCGCCCUCCGUCUAUUCCUCCUCGCCGCCCAGAUCGCCGAUGAAUGCGGGUUCGAAGACCUCGCUUAUGACUUUUACGUGCAAGCCUUUAGCGUCUAUGAGGAUUCGAUAUCUGAAUCUCGAGCGCAGUUGCAAGCUAUUACACUGAUCAUUGGUACGCUGGCGGGUGCCAAAGUGUUUGGAGUGGAUAAUUAUGACACGUUGAUCACGAAGGCUGCGCUGCAUGGAGCAAAGCUUUUGAAGAAGAGUCAUCAGGCUACUGCUGUGGGCCUUGCUAGUCACUUGUGGUGGCAGCAGGCCAACCAGUUUGGAGCUGCUGAGACUGUGGUUGUUAAGGCUCCGACGCCGCCUGGGGAAAAGGCGAAGGAGGAUGGGAAGGAGGAGGGUAAAGAGAAAGAGGGCAAGGAGAAGGAUGGGGAGAAGGCUAAGAAGGAGGAGAAAGAGAAGAAGGAAAAGGAUGAAGUGAAGGAGAGGGAGGUUGAGACUAGUCCUAAAGCCUUCCCUCAUCAAGAUGGCAAACGCGUCCUAGAGUGCCUACAGAAAGCCUUGCGAAUUGCAAAUUCUGCGAUUGAGGAGAUUGUCACUAUUCAACUAUACUGCGAUACCCUAGACCAAUACCUAUACUACCUCGAUUGCGGAACACCUGCGGUGGCGCCCAAGUUCGUCAACAGCCUCGUCGAAUUGAUCACCUCCAGCAUCGACAACAUCUCGUCUCCCGACGUCCACCCAUCGCAGCGCGCUCCACCAGGUCUCAUUGAAGGUGUCCAGACGCCCGAGAUGAUCACACGGCAUUUCAGGAAUACCCUUAUCCAUAUACAGAACAGGAAGAAUGCGGCUAUGGAUGGUGAACCCGGUAUUGAUCCUAGAUGGGACGAUGUCGAUGUCGUGGGUGCUGUUUUGAAGAUGGGCAUUGGGAGGUAGUGGCAAGAGGGUUUCUUCUGGCCACUGUUUGUUGUCGAUGGAGGGUGGUUACCCGCUCCUGCUUUAUAUUCUCACUUUUUGUGUUUCGUGUAGUGUACUUUUACCUAUUUCACA
Messenger RNA from Coprinopsis cinerea okayama7#130, 3129 nucleotides. RefSeq names its product vacuolar protein sorting-associated protein 35. NCBI's taxonomy places the organism in Eukaryota, Fungi, Basidiomycota, Agaricomycetes, Agaricales, Psathyrellaceae. The record is from RefSeq and is a predicted model, not a curated record. The transcript is spliced from 9 exons. Bases 1 to 3015 code for a protein of 1004 amino acids. Gene Ontology annotation, cellular component: retromer, cargo-selective complex; retromer complex; late endosome. Gene Ontology annotation, biological process: intracellular protein transport; retrograde transport, endosome to Golgi.